Vicia villosa (hairy vetch) is the source of this 943-nucleotide messenger RNA. RefSeq names its product gamma-interferon-responsive lysosomal thiol protein-like. The transcript is spliced from 5 exons. The coding region runs from base 30 to 794 and encodes 254 amino acids. The record is from RefSeq and is a predicted model, not a curated record. Gene Ontology annotation, molecular function: oxidoreductase activity, acting on a sulfur group of donors, disulfide as acceptor. NCBI's taxonomy places the organism in Eukaryota, Viridiplantae, Streptophyta, Magnoliopsida, Fabales, Fabaceae.
ACAUAGUACUACUUUGAGAUUCAGCAACCAUGGUUUCUCCUAACACUUUGUCUCUUUCUCUCAUCUUAUUCCUAUCUUUCUCUUCCUUCUUCUCUCCCUCACAAUCUCACAACAAGGUUUCUCUUGAAUUAUACUAUGAAAGUUUGUGCCCUUACUGCGCCAAUUUCAUCGUUAAUUAUCUUCCUCAAAUCUUCGAACAGGAGGACCUUUUAUCCAUUGUUGACCUUAAGCUUGUUCCUUGGGGUAAUGCUAAACUCAGAGAUAACUCUACUAUUGUUUGCCAGCAUGGUGAAGAUGAGUGCUUGCUAGACACUGUUGAAGGAUGUGCUAUUGAUACCUGGCCUCAACCGAACAAGCAUUUUCCUUUCAUAUAUUGUGUUGAGAAUCUGGCGCAUCAGGGUAGGCGCACAGAGUGGGAAUCUUGUUAUGAGAAACUGGGUCUGGAUUCAUCAGCUGUCAAUGAUUGUUAUCGCAGUGAGCAUGGAAAAGAGUUGCAUCUAAAGCAUGCAGAUGAAACAAAUGCUCUACAGCCUCCUCACACUUACGUUCCAUGGGUAGUUGUCGAUGGAGAACCUCUCUAUGAUGAUUAUAGGGACUUCAUAAGUUAUAUCUGUAAGGCUUAUAAAGGCACUGAUGCACCGAAAAGCUGCGCCCAAACAUCAUACAUCAGUAAUGUUGGAGAAGGGGAAGCAAAAGCAAAGCAUUCAUUUUGUGUUAUGGAAAAAGUAAUGCCAACAUGGAAUAAAAUAAGGUCAACCGUUGCCUCAUGGAUGAAUCUUGCAGGUGCAAUUUAAACAUGUCAAUGCUGUGUGACUUAGAAUAAGAACAUUCUGUAAUAAGAACUUGUUACCAGUUAGUAGUUCUUUCUUAGCUUUAUGUAUACAUUUGGUUACAUCUUUUACAAAAAUUGAUAUUUAGAUUAAACUUGAUUUUGUCUUUAGAA